AAGGGAGGAGGCCGCAGCUGCUGCACCAGCAGCAGCAGCAGCAGGAGGAGGAGGAGGAGGAUUGAGGAUGGCGACCGUGCUGGUGGAAACCGAGUCGGAGCCGUCCUGUAGCCUCCCCACCCCGCUGGCCACCUCCCCCAGCCUCUCGCACCGCUUCCUGGACAGCAAAUUUUACCUGCUGGUGGUCAUCGGGGAGCUGGUGACCGAGGAGCACCUGCGGAGGGCCAUCGCCAACGUCGAGCAAGGAAUCCGAUCAUGGGACACAAAUCUGAUUGAGUGCAACUUGGACCAAGAACUGAAACUUUUCGUGUCACGUCAUUCAGCACGAUUUUCUCCUGAAGUUAGAGGACAGAAAAUCCUGCACCACCGAAGUGAUGUCUUAGAGACGGUGGUCCUGAUCAACCCUUCGGAUGAAGCCGUCAGCACCGAGGUGCGCUUGAUGAUCACAGACACCGCCAGGCACAAGCUUCUGGUGCUCACCGGACAGAGCUUUGAGAACACAGGGGAACUGAUCCUCCAGUCGGGGUGCUUCUCCUUCCAGAACUUCAUCGAAAUCUUCACCGAUCAAGAGAUCGGAGAACUGCUGAGCACCACCCAUCCCGCCAACAAAGCCAGCCUGACUCUCUUUUGCCCCGAGGAAGGGGACUGGAAAAACUCUAACCUGGACCGACACAACCUGCAAGACUUCAUCAACAUCAAGCUCAACUCGGCUUCCAUCUUGCCGGCGAUGGAAGGGCUGUCAGAGUUCACCGAGUACCUGUCGGAGUCGGUGGAGGUGCCGUCGCCUUUCGACAUCCUGGAGCCCCCGACGUCCGGCGGCUUCCUGAAACUGUCCAAGCCGUGCUGCUACAUCUUCCCCGGGGGCCGGGGGGACUCGGCCCUCUUCGCCGUCAACGGCUUCAACAUGCUGAUCAACGGCGGGUCGGAGAGGAAGUCCUGCUUCUGGAAGCUGAUCCGGCACCUGGACCGGGUGGACUCCAUCCUGCUGACCCACAUCGGGGACGACAACCUGCCGGGCAUCAACAGCAUGCUGCAGCGCAAGAUCGCCGAGCUGGAAGAGGAGCAGUCCCAGGGCUCCACCGCCAACAGCGACUGGACCAAGAACCUCAUCUCCCCGGACCUGGGCGUGGUGUUCCUCAACGUCCCGGACGCCCUGAGGAGCCCCGACCCCAACGUGCGGAAGAAGAGGAGCCUGGAGGAAGCCUGCUUCACCCUGCAGUACCUGAACAAGCUGUCCCUGCGGCCCGAGCCCCUCUCCCGCAGCGCCAGCCAGCCCGUGGACCCCAUCGUACUCUUCCAGAAGAUGGGCGUGGGGAAGCUGGAGAUGUACGUGCUGAACCCGGUCAAGAGCAGCAAGGAGCUGCAGUUCUUCCUCCAGCAGUGGACCGGCAUCCCCGGGGACAAGGCCGAGCUCCUCCUGCCCAGCGGGCAGGAGGUGGACAUCCCCGUCUCCUACCUCACCUCCGUCUCCUCUCUGAUCGUCUGGCACCCGGCGAACCCCGCCGAGAAGAUCGUCCGCGUCCUGUUCCCCGGGAACAGCACCCAGUACCACAUCCUGGAGGGCCUGGAGAAACUCAAGCACCUGGACUUCCUCAAGCAGCCCACCGUCACCCAGAAGGACCUGACGGGCCAGGCCGCCAGCCCGGCGACGAAGCCGGCCAAACCGAAACAGAGGACCGACAGCCGGGAGAGCCUCCGGCCCGCUGCCCCCAAGCCCCCUCUCGGCAAGCCCCUCAGGAAGGAGUCCAAGGAGGACGCCGCCGAGCCCACCAAGGGCAGCCCCCCGGAGAAGACCCCGAAAGUGGAGAGCAAGGAAAAGACCCCGCUGAAGAAGGAGAAGCCGGCCAGGGUCGAGGCCAAGCCUCCCGCCACCGAACAGGACCUGCCGCCGGCCAGGGAGGGACCGGCCCCCGAUGCCGCCAAGCCCAAGGUCUCCAGGGAGAAGGUCGUCAAGAAGGAGGUUAAGGCGAAAGUGGAGGAAAAGAAGGAGGAGAAGGAAAAGCCAAAGAAGGAGGCCCCCAAGAAGGAGGAGAAGACUCCCGCCAAGAAGGAGGAGAAGCCCAAAAAAGACGAGGCCAAGAAGGAGGUCAAGAAAGAGGUCAAAAAAGAGGAGAAGAAGGAAGCGAAGAAAGAACUAAAGAAGGAGACUCCCCUGAAGGAAGUGAAAAAGGAAGUGAAGAAGGAGGACAAGAAGGAAACCAAGAAGGAGGAAAAGGAUGUCAAGAAGGAGAUUAAGAAACUCCCAAAAGACCCCAAGAAGUCCCCGGCCCCUGUGCCGGACGUUAAAAAACCUGUACUGAAACCCAAAGUUCCCAAGAAGGAAGAGUCGGCCAAGAAAGAGACAGCGGUGGCCGGGAAACCGAAGGAGAAGGGGAAGAUUAAAGUGGUUAAGAAGGAGACCAAGGCGGCGGCCGCGGCAGUGGCCGGGAUCGGAGCCGCCGUGACGACAGCGGCCGUGACGGCGGCCGCCACUCUUGCUGCUCCCGGCCCGGUCAAGGAACUGGAAGUGGAGCGAUCCCUCAUGUCUUCGCCGGAGGAUCUGACCAAGGACUUUGAGGAGCUGAAGGCGGAGGAGGUGGACGUGACGAGAGAAACGAAGCCUCAGCUCGAGCUGCCAGAAGGUGACAUCCUGCACGGGGAGGCGGAGCCCGUGGGGGCCUACGUCCCGCAGGAGGGCACGGAGGAGCUCAAGGGCCCCACCGAGUCCCCGGACGAGGGCAUCACCACCACCGAGGGCGAGUGCGAGCAGACACCCGAGGAGGCGGAGGUGGCGGGCGAGCCCGGGGUCGACGAGAACGAGAAAUACGAAGACGAGGGGACCGGGUUCGAAGAGUCGUCGGAAGCCGGAGACUUCGAGGAGAAGGCGGAGACCGAGGAGGCGGAGGAGCCCGCCGAAGAUGCCGACGACACCGUCGGGGAGCGGGCGACCCCGGGUGCUGCCGAGACUGGCCUGGGGGAGGCCGAGGAGGCCGAGGCGGACAGGAGGCCCAGUGUCGCGGGACACGGACCCGGCGAGGGGGGCUCCCCAGCAGGGAGCGACGAGCGCGCCGAAGAGGACAUGGACGAGACGGCAGAGAAGGAGGAGGACGAGGGGACGGAGGAAGAUGUCGACGAGGGGGCCCGGGAGGCCGAGGACGAGCCGGAGAAGGCGGAGAGCGAAGAGGAUUACGCCGCGGACGAGGCCUCCGAGGAGCAGUUUGGCCUCCGGGCCACCCCUCCAGCCAAGGAGUCUGGGGCCCCCUCCCCGGUCAGAGAGCCCGCCUCCUCCAUCCACGACGAGACCCUCCCCGGCGGCUCGGAGAGCGAAGCCACGGCGUCCGACGAAGAAAACCGCGAAGACCAGCCCGAGGAGUUCACGGCCACCUCCGGCUACACGCAGUCCACCAUCGAGAUAUCCAGCGAGCCCACGCCCAUGGACGACAUGUCCACGCCCCGAGACGUGAUGAGCGACGAGACCAACCACGAGGAGAGCGAGUCCCCUUCUCAGGAAUACGUGAACGUCACCAGAUACGAGUCCCCGCUGUACGCCCCGGAGGGCGCCAAGCCCCAGAUCCCGUCCCUCGCCGACACGUUCAACGGCUUGUCCGAGGGCUCCAAGACCGACGCCACCGACGGCAAGGAUUACAGCGUCUCCGCCUCCACCAUCUCGCCUCCGUCCUCCAUGGAGGAAGACAAGUUCAGCAGGUCAGCCCUGCGCGAGGCCUACCGCCCCGGAGACCCGGAGGGCCGGCCCGCCACGGCCCAGCUCGAGGUCCCGGACGCUUCUGCGGACAUUCCUGCCCAAAGACUCAGUCCCUCCCCGAGCCCGCCUCUCAGCCCCGUGGCCAAGACGCCCCUGGGCGAACGCAGCGUGAACUUCUCCCUGACGCCCGACGAGAUCCAGGUGCCCGCUCAGGUCGCGGCCGUCCCCGUGUCGCCCGCCGUGCGGCCCGGUCCCGUCGAGGAGGGGCGCUGCGCCAGCCCCGAGGACAAGACCCUGGAAGUGGUGUCCCCCUCCCAGUCGGUCACCGGCAGCGCCGGUCACACCCCGUAUUACCAGUCUCCCACUGAAGAGAAGUCCGGCCGCCUCCCUUCGGGAGCCGCAGAGCAGGCCGCACCCACCCCGGGGAGCCGCCAGGACGCAGGGGACGAGGCGGGCAAGCCUUCCGUCAGCCCCUUGGACGAGGCGGGCAAGCUCUCCCUCAGCCCCUUGGAUCAGUCUGGCAAGAUCUCCGUAAGCCCCUUGGACAAAGCGGGCAAACCCUCCAUCAGCCCCUUGGACGAGGCGGGCAAGCCCUCCAUCAGCCCCUUGGACGAGGCGGGCAAGCCCUCCAUCAGCCCCUUGGACGAGGCGGGCAAGCUCUCCCUCAGCCCCUUGGAUCAGUCUGGCAAGAUCUCCGUAAGCCCCUUGGACAAAGCGGGCAAACCCUCCAUCAGCCCCUUGGACGAGACGGGCAAGCCCUCCAUCAGCCCCUUGGACGAGGCGGGCAAGCCCUCCAUCAGCCCCUUGGACGAGGCGGGCAAGCCCUCCAUCAGCCCCUUGGACGAGACGGGCAAGCCCUCCAUCAGCCCCUUGGACGAGGCGAGCAAGCUCACCAUCAGCUCCUUGGACGAGGCGGACAAGUCCUCCGUCAGCUCCUUGGACGAGGCGGGAAAGCCCUCCAUCAGCCCCAUGGACGAGCCGGUCCCAGACUCGGAAUCUCCCAUCGAAAAGGUCCUGUCGCCUCUGCGCAGCCCCCCGCUGAUUGGGGCCGAGACCCCCUACGAGGCGUUCCCGAGUGACGACGCGAGGACUCCCGGUGGGCCGCUGGAAGACGGGCGCGACCACCGGGCCUCUCCUGAGCAGGGGAGCCCGCUUUCCCAAACGACACCCACCGCCCCCUUCCAGGAGAAACAGGAUGGGGAGAGCCCGGUGCCGACGGCCGACAGCCGGGAUCGGGAGCCUGAGACACCACCCCGGUCCGGACUGGUCCUGGAUGACAGAAGACUGCCGGGCGAGGCCUCUCCCACCCAGGCGGAGGUCGGCCCGUUCGGCUCCCUGAAGGAAGACACCAAAAUGUCCAUCUCCGAAGGGACCGUCUCCGAUAAGUCAGCGACCCCCGUCGACGAGGGCGUGGCGGAAGACACGUACUCGCACAUGGAAGGCGUCGCGUCCGUCUCCACGGCUUCCGUGGCCACCGGCUCCUUCCCGGAACCGACGGCCGACGACGUGUCCCCGUCGCUGCACGCCGAGGUGGGCUCCCCGCAUUCCACCGAAGUGGACGACUCCCUCUCCGUGUCCGUCGUCCAGACCCCCACCACCUUUCAGGAGGCCGAGCUGUCUCCGUCCAAGGAAGAGUGCCCCAGGCCCAUGUCCAUCUCCCCGCCCGACUUCUCUCCCCAGACGGCCAAGUCGAGGACCCCGGUUCAGGAGCACAGGUCGGAACAGUCGUCCAUGUCGAUCGAGUUCGGCCAGGAGUCCCCCGAGCCGUCGCUGGCCACGGACUUCAGCAGGCAGUCUCCCGACCGGCUGCCGGCCACGGACUUUGACAGGGAGUCUCCGGACCGGCCCGCCCUCGCGCCCGGCCUGCUCCAGAUCACGGAGAACGGGCCGACGGAAGUGGACUACAGUCCGGACCUGCUGGAGCCCGGCUACACCCACGAGACCCCCCCGGCGGAGGAGCCGGGCUGCCCGCCGGAUAACGACCUGUCGGAGCUCCUCUCCGUGUCUCAGGUGGAGGCUUCCCCCUCCACCUCGUCCGCCCACACCCCGUCGCAGAUUGCUUCCCCUCUGCAGGAUGACCUGUCACCCACCGUCCCUCCGCCCGGGGAGGCGGCCCCUUAUGCCUCUCUGGCCGCGGUGGAGGCCCAGAGCCCGGAAGGGGAGAAGUCCUCCCCCAAGUCGGACCUGUCGCCCCUGACGCCGAGGGAGACGUCUCCCCUCUACUCCCCCGGCUUUUCAGACUCCACGUUCGGGGGCCGCGAAAACACUGCCAUGGAGCACUCGCCGUCCCCGCCCCCGGGAGCCUCCUCGGCCGAGAGCUACGGCUUCCGCUCGUCGGUACUGUUUGACACCAUGCAGCACCACCUGGCCCUGCACGGCCGCCCGCCCCCGGCCGGCCCCGAGGACGACGAGACGGACGGAGCGGGCCGGGCGCCGCCCGACUACGGCUACGCCUACCAGAAGACGGAGAAGUCCGCGAGGACCCCCGACGAGGGCGGCUACUCCUACGAGAAGACCGAGCGGACCACCAGGUCCCACGAAGACGGCAGCUACUCCUACGAGACCGUCGAGAAGACCCGCCGGACCCCGGAUGACGGCGGCCUCGCCUACGAGGUGACCGAGAAGACCACCCGGACGCCCGAGGAGGGCGGAUACUCCUACGAGACCAGUGAGAAGACCACCCGGACCCCGGAGGUGGGCGGCUACACCUACGAGAAGACGGAGAGGACCACCCGGCUCCUGGACGACAUCAGUAACGGCUACGACGACUCCGAGGACGGCGGCCGGGGGCCCGUGGGAGGCUCCGGCUACUCCUACGAGACCACCGAGAAGAUCACCAGCUUCCCCGAGUUGGACAGCUACUCUUACGAGACCUCCAAGAGGACCACCCGGACCCCCGAGGCCUCCACCUACUGCUACGAGACGACGGAAAAGAUCACGCGGACUCCCCAGGCCUCCACCUACCGCUACGAGACGGCGGACCGCUGCUUCUCCGCGGACGGGAAGUCGUCCGGCGAGGCCCGCCAGGACGUCGACCUGUGCCUGGUGUCCUCCUGCGAGUACAAGCACCCCAAGACGGAACUGUCGCCCUCCUUCAUCAACCCCAACCCCCUGGAGUGGUUCGCCGGCCGGGAGCCGGAGCAGCCGCCCACCCAGUCCGGCGGGGCCCCGCCGCCCCCGGGGGGGAAGCCGCAGGGCCGACAGUGUGACGAGACCCCGCCCACCUCGGUCAGCGAGUCGGCCCCGUCCCAGACGGACUCGGACGUGCCCCCGGAGACGGAGGAGUGCCCGUCCAUCACGGCCGACGCCAACAUCGACUCCGAAGACGAGUCCGAGACCAUCCCCACCGACAGGACCGUCACCUACAAGCACGUGGACCCGCCGCCCGUCCCCAUGCAGGACCGCAGCCCUUCCCCCCGCCACCCCGACGUCUCCAUGGUGGACCCGGAGGCCCUGGCCGUCGAGCAGAACCUGGGCAAGGCCCUGAAGAAGGAUCUGAAGGAAAAGACGAAGACCAAGAAGCCGGGCACCAAGACCAAGUCUUCCUCCCCCGUCAAGAAGAGCGACGGGAAGCCCAAGCCGUCGGCCGUCUCCCCGAAGCCGGCGGGCCUGAAAGAAUCCCUGGAGAAGGCCUCCCGGGGGGCGUCGCCCAAGAAGAAGGAGGCGGCGGAGAAGGUGGCCAGGGCCGGCACCGCCCCCGAGGUCAAGGCUUCGCGCCUCGAGGAGAAGGACAAGGAGACCAAGAACGCCGCCAACGCCUCCACUUCCAAAUCGGCCAAGACUGCCGCUGCAGGAUCUGGGGCCACCAAGCCCACUAAAGCCUCGGCGGUGCCCCCGGGCCCCCCGGUGUACCUGGACCUCGUCUACAUCCCCAACCACAGCAACAGCAAGAACGUCGACGUGGAGUUUUUCAAGAGGGUCCGAUCGUCCUACUACGUGGUGAGCGGGAACGACCCGGCCGCCGAAGAGCCCAGCCGGGCUGUCCUGGAUUCCCUGUUGGAGGGGAAGGCCCAGUGGGGGAGCAACAUGCAGGUGACCCUGAUCCCGACCCACGACUCCGAAGUGAUGCGGGAAUGGUACCAGGAGACCCACGAGAAACAGCAGGACCUCAACAUCAUGGUUUUGGCAAGCAGCAGCACCGUGGUGAUGCAAGACGAGUCCUUCCCCGCAUGCAAGAUUGAACUGUAAGACCGAGGGAGCCACCCGGCCACCCCCGCUCCCCCCGUCCCCUUGUCCCCCGCCCCGCCCCUCGGAGCCACCCCGUCUCCAGAUUCACUCCGGUUCGAAGCCACCUUUUCUAAAACAUCGGCCCCUCUAAACCUACCUGCUGAACUGUUUACCUGCCCACUGCUCUACCGUGUCACCAGUCUCUAAGGGAAGUCAGUUUCCCCCACGCUAAGGUUCAAAUUCCUGCAGAACGUCAGCAUCUGGUUCGACUCCGCCGAACCCGUGGAAACCGUGCGCUAGCAGACUCGACCAACUUCUGCCAGGUAGAGGCAUGUGUCCGCAAGAAAAUGAGUGAGUGAGAGAGAGAAUGAGAGAGAACGAGAGAGCGAGGAGGGGGAGGAGGGGUGGGCCCACGUCCACCUCGGGCAAUUCGUUGCAUUGCUCACCGCAGUCUACCCGAGCGAUCGCACGCAAAGCAAGGUUUCACUCUCUGUAUCCGUACGGCCGCAGGGUCUUACCGUACUCGCGCAAGUUGGGGAGGAAAGACGAGAGGGGGGAACGUGGCACCGAGGGGGCACGAGAUGGACACGCUGUUCACUAGCACCUCAAACUCCGCACGCUAAUGCAGCGUAGCGAACGUAGACUCAACACGCAGGUGGUUCGAACCCCAUUCAGGACUCUCCAGGCUCUCCUUUAAACACGCACCUCGGUUGGCCUGACGCCCGCCCUCUCAGCCCAUGUGCGUCAACGCCCAGGUCAACAGCCGACGAACCGAAGCCAAAGACCAAAGCAAUCGGGAGUGCAAGCGGUGUAGACAAUUUGCCUUAGAAAGUGACUUGAAUGUACAAAAAGAUACUCGAUGCACUUCUCUUUUUAAACGCGAGACAGCCAGCUUAGGAACCAUCUGUGUAGGAUUCUAGUUGCACCGGUCCCAACGGUGGUGCCAGGGGAGGCCUAGACAGCAUCCGAUCGGUCCAGCGGCGCAGGGCCGGGUGUUCCGGAUCUUCCCCGAACGCCAAGCUGGGGCCCGGCGGCGAUGGCGACGGCCUCGUGGCCGAGGAGAAGGUCUCCAGAAGCUCCUCGUGGUAACUUACUCACCUUUCUUUGUCUCACGCUGGGCUUCGGCCCGUUCGCUUCAGCGGGAGUGCGGAACACAGAUGUACAGAAACCAUUUUUUUUAGCUCUGCGUGAACUUUUACUAGACGAACUUUUACACAGAUGUUUUCGUUUACAGGAAAAUGCCAAGAAAAAUUUCAGGUGAUGGUGGUGGGUUUUUUUCCUUUCUUUCUUUUUAAAGUCUUUUUGUAAGGACAAACAAAACUAGAGUAAUGCCGUGUGAAGUUCCGGUGAGAAUGAAACCUGUGCUGUUGCGGUAAUGUAUUUAUUGAGCGUGCUUAACUAAAUGCCAGGAGUCCCGGGUCUCGGCCCCCGGCCCUCCCUGAAAUCCGAGAGUCCGUGAGGGGCGUGGUGGACUCCCCCAAAUCUCCCUGAAGCAGAAGGGGAAAAGAUCGGCUCGAAACGUCCAUGCAGGUUUUGUUUUUGGGUCAGUUGUCGUCUUCCUCUGGAGAGAAUAAUGAAUUUACAACCAGGAGCAGUCAUGACCCCCCACCCCCCCCCCACCCCCCAACACACUCUUUCUACGGCCCACAAUGUGAGCUGGAGACAAGCUCGCUGACCCCGGGGUUGGGGUAGGUGGGCAGGUGUCUGCCGUCUUGUUUCUGGGGACGUUUGCAGGUGGGUGACCCCCAAAUCUGAAGGCUAGUUCAUCCACAGGGAGACUGGGCUCCUCUCCCUUCUCCCCCCUCCCUCCAUCCCCGGCAUCUCCUGGAGGAGACUUGAAGGCCCGUCCAUUCCGUAGUGAAUGCCGACCUCAGUUGAUUCCCUGUGUUUGUUAUUUAUUUCCAAAUUAACAUUGUUAGUUUUUGUUUGACGAGGGCCUCUUUGCACUGCUGAUUUUUAUGAGGGUUUUAAAAAAAUGUACUUUUUCAGAGUCCUUCCGAGGGGGUCUGGGUAGGUCACUUAAUGCUGUGAAUUAAGUUUUUGGAAUGUUCUACCACUUGUUUUUGAUUUUACAAGGGUUAUUGUGUUAGAUGACGCUAGUGCUGCCGCUUUUAUUUAUUAUUCUUAGUCCUUAAAGUGAUUCGGAGAGAUUUAUGGUACAAAAAGGCUCGGCCACCCCCACGGAGGACAAGCGACCUGUGGGAGAUGACUAGUGCAGUUGGCCGUGCUCUUAUUCAUAUUCAUUUGCUUAGAAUUUCGUCCGGUGACCGAUGCUGUCUCGUGUUGGGGGGUUGAACUGAGGCUGCACAGUCAGAGCUGCGCUUCUACUUCCCCAUAGCACAGCUCACUCGCUCUCCCUCAGUGGGGGAAGAGGAUGGGGCAGUGACCUGAAAUUUUUCCUACCCAAAGUGGACCCCAGGGAGAAUCUGCCUGUGGCAGGUCGGAGGGCGGGAGAUGAGCCGAAGUCCAGGGCGGAGACUGUUUCCUUCCCCUAGUAAUUCUGCCAUAGCUCAAAUCUUGGGUAUUUUUUUGCUGCUACGGAAUUUGAAGCCUCCCCAAGCCGGCACUGUGCCCAUCCAGCCCGUGUACAGGUGAGGUGAGCAGCAGUGAGGACCAGCGUGGGCUGACCUUGAUAACUGUGGGGAGGCCUCACUAGUGGAGAGAACGCCUCCGUGAAAUCGUGGGCUUUUUCCACGAUUCCAUGCAUGACCCUUUGGUGGGG
Molecule: messenger RNA, 10571 nt
Organism: Tachyglossus aculeatus (Australian echidna)
Lineage: Eukaryota; Metazoa; Chordata; Mammalia; Monotremata; Tachyglossidae
Gene: MAP1B
Product: microtubule associated protein 1B
Biological process (GO): regulation of microtubule depolymerization; dendrite development; microtubule cytoskeleton organization
Cellular component (GO): microtubule; synapse; microtubule associated complex
Molecular function (GO): microtubule binding; actin binding
Source: RefSeq, a predicted model, not a curated record